GUUGGAGAACUCCAGUGAAAGUUGCUUCUGCUGUACCUGACCAAAACAAAAUUUUUGCAUUUUGUAUGAAUCCCAAUCUCAAGGAAUCAAGUGAUCCUUCUGCAAGGUGGAGAGAAGAAAAAGCAAGGGACUAUUUCUACAAGUCAAGUACUCAGAAAGCUUAUGAAGAAGUUCCUUGGGAUAAUAUAUUAACUGCCAAAAUCCAUCCUCCAGAACCAACAGUGGAAGUGUUGGCUGAUCCUGUUUCCCAGCAUUUCACAAAAAGGAGAUACAAUCCUGAACCUGAAAUAAGCCAAGUUGUUGGAGGCAUCUGGGACAGAUUUCAAACAAGACCUUUUACCGCUCCACAGAGACCUGUUGUUUUUGUAAGCCGAAGCUCUCGAACCUGUCAUAUCCCUUUGUAUACAUAAGUACAAUGUCCCUGUAACUGUGUUGGUGCAGUAAAUUUCGAAGACAUUGACAAUCCUGAUGGAGAAUUAAUCCACAACCACGUGCAAACUUCUAAGCCUCGCUACACAAGCACUGCACACACUCCAAAUAUCCCUGGAUACACUGGCAAGCUUCAUUGGUCAGCAACCCAUCCAGCAAAUUCUAAUCUUCCAUCAACGGCCCUGUCAGUAAUUGCACGAAUGCAUGGAUACACAACGAAACACAGAAGCUCAUCUCAGUAUAAUCACCAGGAAGCUUUUUCUCAAAUGGUGACUCUACUUAGUCCUCAGAAUUCUUUCAAGAAGAGAGAACAAGAAACUGUUAGAGUCUAG
Molecule: messenger RNA, 761 nt
Organism: Eurypyga helias (sunbittern)
Lineage: Eukaryota; Metazoa; Chordata; Aves; Eurypygiformes; Eurypygidae
Gene: SPMIP7
Product: chromosome unknown open reading frame, human C7orf72
Source: RefSeq, a predicted model, not a curated record